Messenger RNA from Wasmannia auropunctata (little fire ant), 939 nucleotides. RefSeq lists its product as uncharacterized. The transcript has 3 exons. Bases 9 to 395 code for a protein of 128 amino acids. Lineage: Eukaryota; Metazoa; Arthropoda; Insecta; Hymenoptera; Formicidae. The record is from RefSeq and is a predicted model, not a curated record.
CUGGCUUGAUGUUUGUCCGCGUGGUACUCCCAGGGACGGCUGUGUCCGUGGCAACCCACGAGGGUGCAGCUGUAUAUCCGAAGGGACAUCUCUCUCGCGCGCAAAGAAAGAUAAGGCGAAAGCGGACAGGUGGCAGAAGGGAUAGGUCGAAGAGGGAGAAAAUGGGCGAGAGAAAAAGGAAAAGGGACGGUGAGACCACGAUCUGCCACGCUUCCGCCUUCUUGCUUCGAGAAAUAGUCCGGGACUUUUCCCUUCUUUCUUUCGCGCCGACACUUGGACUCUUCGUCGUUCAGUCGCGGAACUCAAGAGACCCCUGGGAGUCUACGUGGGAGUCGGACUCGAUGGGACCGAUCGUUUUUUCAACAGAUAUUUCGCGACGGCAGCGUAAAGUGUAAGAAGAACCUGAAGACAUCAUUAAGUCUCACCUGGGGAAAAAGGUACAGCGGAAACGGUCGCAAACUUGACGAAAUGAUAUCCGAUAAAUGAUACAACGAUUGAUAAAAGCAAGAAGAGGACGGUAAUGGACUAACUUAAUUCGCACCAUAAAAAGGCAAGCGAUAGUUUGGCAUAAAAGGCUAUAUGUCACGCGCUUUGAUGAUGAAAGUUCAUGAUGCUUAUCUCUUUUAUACACGCCAUGAAUGGAGCUACCGAGUCGCAUGAUCGAUUAUCGGCUGAUGGUUUACUACCCUCAUGAGAUCUCUCGCCCCCUUUGACGCAAUAUAACACGGAGACCAGAUGCUCCCUCGCAUGGCAGGGGAAUUCAUGAUUCAUGGUCAAUUUAAAAAGAUGAGAGAGAGAGAGAGAGAGAGAGAGAGAGAGAAUGUUAAUAUAACUUCACAGUCAAGGACUAGUUUGCACGUUUGUCGUAGAUUUCAAGUUUCUUUCUUUUCUUUCUCUCUUUCUUUUAAAGAAAAUGGAACAAUUAUUUGUGAAUCGAUU